AUGUCUCCGAUCCCCACCAACACCAGCAACAAGGACAAAGUCAUUCUCAUCACGGGAGCGUCUGCAGGAAUCGGCCUUGGAACUGCUCAGAAGCUUGCCAGUGAAGGCGCCAUUCUGACUCUCUUUGCCCGUCGUGGCGACAAGCUCUUGGCAGCCGAGAAAGAGCUCAAAGCCGCGUACCCCAACGUCAAGACCCUUGCAGUGGUUGGAGAUGCUGCCAAGGAGGAAGAUGUCAAGAGGGCUGUGGAAGAGACUGUCAAUGCAUUUGGAGGCAUUCAUGGCGCCUUUAUCAACGCCGGAAUCUACCGCCCUGGAAAGCUCACUGAGAUGUCCAAUGACGACAUGAACGCACUCUUGGACGUGAACGUCAAGGGCGUCAUUUAUUCCUUGAGGCAUAUCAUUCCUGCCAUCAAAAAAACUGUCGGGGACAGCCAGAAUGGAUAUAUCCAACAGGGAUCCAUUGUCGUCAACUCGAGUUGCAUGGCGACGGCCGUCAUUGCGCCCAAGAGCGCGGGAUCAUCUAUCUAUUCGGCUACAAAGGCCUUUGUCAACUCUAUAGUCGAGACUGCUGCAAUUGAAGAAGCACCCCUCAUUCGCAUCAACAGCGUUAUGCCCGGUGUGGUCAAGACCGAAGUGAUUCCAUUGGAAGACGAAGCCUACGAGGCGUUUGCAGCCAAGAUGCAACCCCUCUACGGACGGGCUGGGACACCCCAAGAGAUUGCGAAUGUUGUCUCAUUCCUUCUUGGGCCAGGAGCCUCGUUUAUCUCUGGAACGAAUGUCAAGGCCGAUGGUUUGUGGAGUCUCAGUGGAGGAAGUCUGGAGUAA
Messenger RNA from Seminavis robusta, 825 nucleotides. The record is from the annotation of a GenBank genome assembly. NCBI's taxonomy places the organism in Eukaryota, Bacillariophyta, Bacillariophyceae, Naviculales, Naviculaceae.